This is a messenger RNA of Carya illinoinensis, 3045 nucleotides long. Its product is annotated as cyclin-dependent kinase G-2-like. NCBI's taxonomy places the organism in Eukaryota, Viridiplantae, Streptophyta, Magnoliopsida, Fagales, Juglandaceae. Gene Ontology annotation, biological process: regulation of mitotic cell cycle; protein phosphorylation. Gene Ontology annotation, molecular function: ATP binding; cyclin-dependent protein serine/threonine kinase activity. Bases 385 to 2670 code for a protein of 761 amino acids. Gene Ontology annotation, cellular component: nucleus. The transcript has 6 exons. The record is from RefSeq and is a predicted model, not a curated record.
GAGCCACCCUUUCGCAAAACCGAAGGCAAAUCACGCCUAGGCUGUCUCUCUCUCUCUAGGCAGUGCUCGCCGACUUCUCUCUCUCUCUCAUCGGUAAGCCGUAUCUACUAUCUAUCUCACGAAACCCUUAUAUCGCCGCAGGUGAGAUCGAAGAUGCUCCCUCAAUUUUUCUAAUUUCUAGUGUUUCCUUUCGUUUGGUGCUUCCAUUUAUGGGGUUUGAUUCGCUACCCUAAACAAUUUUUUCAAUCUCCAAUAAUCCGAGAGAAACUAGAGCUGAAUAACACGACAAUUAAGGUUCUCAAAGUAAUUCUUUUUACUACUGUACUGUAUCGUUUUAGACCAAGUUUUGUUUUUAUAUGAGUUUCUGUGUUGUAUCGUUUGAAUAUGGCGGCUGGAAGGCAUGGGGGUUAUCGCGAAAACGAGUUCAGGGACCGCGAGUCCAACAUUCAAUUGUCAAGGAGGGAUUUUGCUAAAGCCAAGGAAGGGUAUGAUCGAAUUAGGAGUAGUAAUGCUAAUCUUGGCCUGGAAAGGGGCCGAGUUCAGGAUAUAAGAGAUAGGGGUAGGGUUAGGCAGAAGGAUGUUAAAGAAAGGGAGGUGAUGAAUGGCGGGUAUCGUUCAGCUUCGAGUAGGAGUGAUUCGGGCAGUAGUGGCGGUGGCGUUGGUGGGCCAAAGCGACGUGGGUUUAUGGCUAGGGCCAUUGAUAAGGAACCGGGUGAGUUGUCGAGUGAGUCUGAUGAUGCUGUUGACUCUGAAUCGCAGAUGAAGGAUCCCAAUGAUUUGCAGGUGAUCGAUAAUGGGGUCCGGUUGCCGCCUCUAGAAAGGAAGAGGAAGUUUUCCCCUAUAAUUUGGGAUAUAGAUGACAAAGAAGUCAAUAACUCGUCGAGAAGUAGGGUGUCUGUGAAAGUUAAGGCUCCUUCUCCCCCUUUUAAACCGGAGGCAUACCAUCAGUCACCAAAUGUUGCUCCAGAUGGGGGGGGUGCACAGAUAUCUCCUAGUAAGAAUAGUAAAGACAAGAAUUUGCUGCAAUCUUCAUCACCAAUAAACCCUCCUGUGGCACCUGGGUCUGCGGGUCAUGCAGUGUCCAAGUCUCCUGUAGGUUUUUCUUUUGUGUUGCCAAGCCAGCAGUGGGGUAAUAAUCUGGAAGGAGAGCAGCUGGAAGAUGAUUAUGUUCCAGCCCGGAACAUAUCAUCUUCAAGAUGGGCAGAUGCAAAUAGCUCUCCCGUUGAUGAAGGUGAAAUUAUAUAUGAUGAAGAAAUUCAUAAAAGGAGAAAGAAAAUGCCUCUUUCUGAGUCAUUGGAGGUCAGAGUUCACAACAAGUCGUUGAGUCCAGAACUGGGGGAGAUCAGGAGAGAAGGCUCGGAAAGAUCUAGAGUUAAAUCAUUUGAAUCUGAUGAACUUGUCACCCAUGGAAGGUCUUUGAAUCGGGAUGAUUACGCAGGCAGUGAUCCAGAGAAUGAUGACUUCAUGGAAAUUGCAGAUGAACAUGAAAAAACUUAUAGUAGCGCUAGCCAGUUAAGUACAGAUUCAGGAGAUGAAGAUGAUUCUCAUGGGACACCAGAACCUACACCUGCAGCUCCUCCACAAAGAAGUGUAAACAUGCUUCAAGGGUGUAGAAGUGUUGAUGAGUUUGAGAGACUUAAUAGAAUUGAUGAGGGCACUUAUGGUGUUGUAUAUAGAGCUAGGGAUAAGAAGAGUGGGGACAUUGUUGCAUUGAAGAAGGUGAAAAUGGAAAAGGAAAAAGAAGGUUUUCCAUUGACUUCUCUGAGGGAAAUAAACAUUCUUCUUUCUCUCCAUCACCCAUCAAUUAUAGAUGUUAAAGAAGUAGUGGUGGGGAGUAGCCUCGAUAGUAUAUUUAUGGUGAUGGAGUACAUGGAGCAUGAUCUCAAAGGACUUAUGGAGACAAUGAAACAGCCAUUUAGUCAGAGUGAAGUUAAAUGCCUAAUGCUCCAGCUUUUGGAGGGUGUUAAGUAUCUUCAUGAUAACUGGGUGCUUCAUCGGGAUUUGAAGGCUUCGAACCUUCUUUUGAAUAACCAGGGUGAGUUGAAGGUUUGUGACUUUGGGUUGGCUCGUCAAUAUGGGAGUCCAUUGAAACCGUAUACUCAUUUGGUGGUUACCCUUUGGUACAGGGCACCUGAACUUCUGUUGGGAGCAAAACAGUAUUCCACAGCAAUUGACAUGUGGUCGUUGGGUUGCAUCAUGGCUGAAUUCUUAUCUAAGGAGCCAUUGUUCAAUGGGAAAACUGAGUUCGAUCAACUUGACAAGAUUUUUAGGAUUCUUGGGACACCAAAUGAGACGAUUUGGCCUGGAUUUUCCAAGCUCCCAGGGGUCAAGGUCAACUUUGUCAAGCAUCAGUAUAAUCUAUUGCGGAAGAAAUUCCCCGCCACAUCAUUCACUGGAUCUCCGGUGCUCUCUGAUUCUGGAUUUGACUUGUUGAACAAACUUCUAACUUAUGACCCUCAGAGGCGAAUUACAGCUGAGGCUGCUCUUAAUCAUGAAUGGUUCCAUGAGGUUCCUCUUCCCAAAUCCAAAGAGUUCAUGCCUACUUUUCCUGCUCAGCAUGCUCAAGACAGGCGUACGCGGAGGAUGGUGAAGAGUCCCAAUCCUUUGGAACAGCAGCGUAGAAAGGAGUUGCAGCAGGGUCAUUUAGGGACCGGAGGUGUGCUUGGCUAAGUCAAUGAAUAUGCAGUGUGGCCUUGAUCUCCCUCCUUUUGCCUUACACAACACCAACUAGUAAAUGAGGUUGAGGUGAGAGAUGCAUUGAAACGAAGUUAGUGUUUCUCGGAAGAUCAUUCAUGCUGUUUUUUAGCAGGCACUAUCAGUGGUUUGGGGAGACACUUGUAUUGCUCUUUCUGCCAACCAGAUUCAUUGCAGGUUAUCCUUGUUGUUCAGCUUUGGUCAUCAUUGCUUACAUUGAAAGGUGUGGCGUAACUGCCUUUCUUAUUAAAAAAAGGUUUCAGCUGAAACUUGUGUAUGUAACAUAUUAUUUUUUUUUAUCAUUGUAAACUCUUUUAAAUUUGUUUUUGUAUAAUAGUAUCGAAUUCUCCA